Molecule: messenger RNA, 2405 nt
Organism: Daphnia pulex (common water flea)
Lineage: Eukaryota; Metazoa; Arthropoda; Branchiopoda; Diplostraca; Daphniidae
Product: glycerophosphocholine phosphodiesterase GPCPD1-like
Exons: 13
Coding region: 82-2052 (656 amino acids)
Biological process (GO): glycerophospholipid catabolic process
Molecular function (GO): starch binding; glycerophosphocholine phosphodiesterase activity
Source: RefSeq, a predicted model, not a curated record
AAUGUUCGCAUAAAAAAGGGUUAGAAAUUAUAACAAAUUUAAUUGUCUCACAUAGUGGAACAUAGCUCUAAGAGUAAUAAGAUGUUUGGAAGGGAAUGGAAUUUUCGUGUGACCUUAAGGACUACUCCGGGUGAAUGUGUUGGUGUGGUGGGCAACUGCCAUCAGCUAGGAAAUUGGAACCAUCAAAAUGGAAUUCUCUUGACUAAAAGUAUAAUCAACUCGUCUGACGGAAAUGAGAUUUGGCAGGGAACCACUCAACUACCAGUCGAUCAGGAAGUGCACUUUCGCUACUUUACUUGCAUCGUGUUGGAUCAUCAUUUAGAAGAAAAUGAAGUAAAUGGAAGGGUUUUGAUUAUGAGGAGAUGGGAGACUAACAUCUCACCAAGGAUCAUCAAAAUUAACAGUUCUCAAAAUGAUCUUAUUCAUAUUGAUCUCUUUGGAACUUACAAUGGAGAAACACGAGUGGAUCGAGGCUGGCUAACGAAAGAGACUGUUGUUCAACUCAAGUUAUACAACGACCCCAUUCGCAUGUGGAAGAAGUCUCUUCAUGGGAAAUCUUUUCGAGUGAAAGUAACCCCUGUUGACGUUGACUUUCCUUGCAACAAUACAGUACGAGACGGUGGUGUCGAUGAAAGUUGGGAUGUGCAAGACGUCCGUAAUGCUGUGAAAUCCUGGCCACUGAUUGAAGUUGCUUCAAUGAGUAGUGCCGAUUGCGAGUUCCAGCGUCAACAACAAUUUGGCGAGUUGAUGGAUCGCGGUUCCUACCUCAUUUUUCAAGCUCAAGUUACUAGACCCGAGUCGGUGACAUUUCUAGUGGACUUUUACGCCCAUAACUCAUCCGGAUUGGAUUCGUCGGAGCAUAUUGGAUUUUGUUACGUCCUGCAGAACAACAUGACCCAGAGUGAAGGCAGUGCCACGGUGCCCAUUACCAGUCCGAAGCACCUAGCUAUCGGCCAACUUAAAGUGGAUUAUCUGAUCGUGCGGCCCAUGAACGGAUUCGAAUGCGACAUGUCCAUCUCGUUUGCUCGUCAUUGGAAGCAUUCGUGGCGCGGCCUGGAAGUUGGACACCGUGGUGCCGGUAGCUCCUUCAAGGAGGCCUUAAAAAGUUGUUCCUCAAUUCGUGAGAAUACCAUAGCUUCGUUAGCUCACGCUGCCGAACAUGGAGCUGACAUGAUAGAGUUUGACGUCCAGCUGUCCAAGGACAUGGUACCUGUAAUUUACCAUGAUUUCUACGUCUAUACGGCCAUGAUGAGGAAAUUAGGCAAAGAUGAAUGUGGUAACGGCGCCAGUGAAGGUCCUUUUGAUAUGCUUCACCUGCCCAUCAAGGAGCUGACGUUAGCUCAGUUGCAGAAACUUAAAAUUUAUCACGUCAAAGAAAACAGUCGCGUACCCAAGCUCAAUGACGACGAUUUCGAUGAUCAUCAGCCAUUCCCUACGCUGCAGCGUGCCUUGGAGCAUUUGGAUCCACAUGUCGGAUUCAAUGUUGAAAUCAAGUGGACUAUGCAACUUAAGGAUGGAUCGUUUGAGCUCAACAAUCCGUUCGAACUCAAUGUGUACCUGGAUACGAUCCUGAAACCAGUUUUGAUGUACGGUGGGUCUCGAAAAAUUAUCUUUUCGUGUUUCCAUCCGGACAUUUGCACCGUGUUAAGAAUGAAGCAGAACAAAUAUCCAGUUAUGUUCCUCACUCAGGGUAUCACGGCGAAAUUUGCCGACUACCACGAUCCGCGUACCCACAACAUCCCGACGGGCGUGCACUUUGUUUUAUCCAUAGGAAUACUGGGUUUGUGCGUUCAUUCUGAAGAUAUUCUGCGCGAUCCUACCCAAGUGGCUUUAGUUCAAAGUCGAGGAUUGAUCCUGUUCUGCUGGGGAGAGGAUAACAACGACCAGGCCACUAUUCGCUACUUGAAGAACUUGGGCCUCAACGGCAUCAUCUACGACAAAAUCGACGUGCACAGCGCCAAAGAAACGAAAGAGUCUAUUUUCCUCGUCGAGGCCAGACAGGAGCAAAAAGAAUUGAUCAAAAUUGCGUCGUCGACUUCAUCCAGUUCCUAAAUUCUAUUUAGAUUUGGCUUCCUUCAAUACCGUCGCGUUUGCAUCGUUCGGCUUGCGUUUUCACUCGUUAUUAGUCUUCUACUUUUUUCUUCUUCUUCUUCUUUAAUUAACAAAGUUCUUUUCCAAAAAGAAAAUUCUAGUGCAUUCCGGGUGCAAGAAAAACAAAAUUAAAAUGAGGAAAGUUUGUGCGUCCCGGUUUAUGUUUUCAGUGUGUGUGUGUUUUCAGAAACCAACAAAACAAAAAACAAUAAACAAUAGCUUCCUGUUAUUUCGUGGCGUGGCAACAUCAAAAUAGUGUAUUAAUAAUGUCAAAACCCAAUGUUUAAUAACAAUAAAAAUAAGAGGGUGCCGGA